ACAGCUCAGCUCAUCUCCAAGCCGGCUUUUCGAACCGAAAACGGUGCAUUCGCACAUGAUGAGAAAAUAACAUCAACGCCCAAAAUGCAAUAACAAAUAAACCAAAUAAUCAACAGACGAACACAAAUCCAUUUGCAUCCUUCCUUCUCUCUCUCCCUCUCGCGGAAUUUUUGCUACGAAUCUAAUCGCUUUCUAAUUAUUGUUUUCUUUCAAUUUUCUCGUUUUUUUGUCGGCAACAUUCAAUCGCACCCGCCAUUGGAGAGUUUCGUCAUCUACAACGAAUUUCUGAUUUUGUUGAGAAUCUGAUCAUCGAAUAGGAGCAGGUGGAAGGCUUUAGGCUUGAAAUAUUAUUGCUAGGGCGCAGAGUUGAAGAAUAUAUUCAUAUUUUCUCUAUAAAUCUGGAUUUUCGAAGGGACCGAGGAAAUGUCCUCCCAUAAAGGUGAGCAUCAAACGGUCCCGUUAUCGGUGUUGCUGAAGCGUGAAUUGGCAAAUGAAAAGAUCGAGAGGCCGGAAAUUGUUAGUGGUCAAGCCAACCAAUCCAAAAAAGGGGAAGAUUUUACACUCAUCAAGAGCGAAUGCCAACGCGUAUUGGGAGAUGGUGUUACUACGUAUUCCGUUUUUGGGAUACUUGAUGGCCAUAAUGGGGCUGCAGCAGCUAUUUAUACCAAGGAGAAUCUUUUAAACAAUGUCUUAAGUGCUAUUCCAGCAGACCUUAACCGAGAAGAAUGGAUUGCAGCUUUGCCUAGGGCUUUGGUAGCCGGGUUUAUAAAAACAGAUAAAGAUUUCCAAGAAAAAGGUCAACUGUCAGGAACAACUGUGACCUUUGUAAUUAUUGAAGGAUUCAUUGUUACUGUAGCAUCAGUUGGUGAUUCCCGCUGUAUACUUGAAUCUGCAGAUGGGAGCCUAUAUUAUCUAUCAGCAGAUCACAGAUUUGAGGACAAUGAAGAAGAGACAGAACGUGUCACUGCAAGUGGUGGUGAGGUUGGUAGGCUAAAUACAGGUGGUGGUACGCAGAUUGGUCCUUUGAGAUGUUGGCCUGGUGGCUUGUGUCUUUCAAGAUCUAUUGGAGAUUUAGAUGUUGGAGAGUUUAUAGUUCCUGUUCCUUACGUUAAGCAAGUCAAGCUGUCAUCUGCUGGUGGAAGGCUAAUCAUUGCAAGUGAUGGUGUAUGGGAUGCUUUAUCAGCGGAAGCGGCUCUAGAAUGCUGUCGUGGAAUGCCGCCAGAUGCAGCCGCCGGUCAAGUUGUUAAAGAAGCUGUACAACCGAAAGGAUUACGUGAUGAUACAACGUGCGUGGUGGUUGACAUUCUACCAGCGGAAAAGACGAAUCCGCCCCCCAUGCCCCAACACAAGAAGAUGACAAAAGGAGUAUUUAAAGUGAAAACUAUUUUUAAGAGAAAAAGCACCGAGUCAACAUCUCAUAUUGGUGAAGAAUAUCUGGAGCCAGAUGUAGUGGAGGAGCUCGUAGAGGAAGGAUCCGCUAUGCUUUCCGAAAGGUUUGAUACAAAAUACCCGCUUUGUAACAUGUUCAAACUGUUCACAUGUGCGGUUUGUCAAGUGGAAAUGAAACCUGGUGAGGGUAUUUCAAUACACGCGGGGGGAUCAUGUAACACACGCAAUUCAAGACCAUGGGAUGGCCCUUUUCUUUGUGUAACUUGUCAAGAGAAACGAGAAGCCAUGGAAGGAAAAAAUCAUUCUGGAAAUGGGCGAUACAGUAGUGGAAGUGAAUAGGCAGGCGAUAUUUGGAGCUGAGUAUAUAUAUAUAUGGAAACACCAGAAGGUUAAGUUCCUUUCGCGAGCUUUUUUAAAUUUAAUUUUUUUAUUUAUGGGAUAUGAACAUCUUAAGCUAUAAAAUUAAUCAGAUUAGGGUUAUUGUUAUUAUUAUUAUUAUUAUUAUUAUUAUUAUUAUAUUAUGUAGUUAAAAGUAUUUUCCCUAACUCCGUGUUGAUAUAGCAAGAACGUGUAAGUUAAUUUAUACAAUUAUGAAAAGUCUGGUAAAAGAAUUUGGAAGUUAUUCAUUUUUGUAUACCAUUUAGUAAGAUCUAUUGCUCUCAUAGUGGAAACAGUUGUAAGAUUGAUUGUGUAUGAUUCUUGGGAUUUAAUUUAUUGAAAUUAAGAAUUGAUUUGGGAA
Messenger RNA from Lactuca sativa (garden lettuce), 2128 nucleotides. Its product is annotated as putative protein phosphatase 2C 12. NCBI's taxonomy places the organism in Eukaryota, Viridiplantae, Streptophyta, Magnoliopsida, Asterales, Asteraceae. Gene Ontology annotation, biological process: protein dephosphorylation. The record is from RefSeq and is a predicted model, not a curated record. Gene Ontology annotation, molecular function: protein serine/threonine phosphatase activity.